AUGUCAAAAAGCAAAAAGAAGAUCAUAACAUUUUCUGCAAUUUCUAAUGAAGAACUAUUGACAGAGAUCCUCCUUCAUCUCCCUGUAAAAUCACUCGUUCGUUGCAAAUGCGUAUCGCGAAAAUGGCUUUGUUUAAUAACUAGCCCUCAGUUUACGCGCCUCAGAGUCCCCUGUUUUCGCCCUGCAAGUGGCGUUUUUUUGUACCACUCUUCAUUUUUAACCAACCCGUAUCACAAGUUUGUGCCAUUUAGCCUGGAAAACCCAAUUCCAACACCAUUACAAAAGUUCCCUUUUCUACAACAUGAUCAUCACAAUCCUAAAAUCAUGAUAUCGCAAUCUUGCAAUGGACUUUUGCUCUGUCAUACAGUUCAUAAUCCGUUCACGUUUGAUGAAAACUACUACAUAUUCAACCCGACUACUCAACAAUUUGUCACACUUCCUAGACCAUUAUCAGGGGAUGUUAUCGGAAUGAGUUUAGCCUUUGAUCCAUGGAAAUCAUCUCAUUACAAAGUUAUCUCCCUCCAAAUUUCUAAACUUGAACCUGCAAAUCACCAGAUAGAGAUUUACUCAUCUGAACAUAAGAAAUGGAGAGUUUCUGGACAACCUUUUCCUAGACAUUACGAUAUAUGUUUCAAAAACAGACUAGUUUACUGGAAUGGAGCCAUUUAUGUGUCAUGUAUCAAACGUUUCAACGUAGAACAAGAAAAGUUUGAAGAGGUUGCCAUACCUGAAGUCCAAGAUCAUGAAGAGGAUGAUUACAUGAUCGUCUACUUUGGGGAGUCUUAUGGCCAUUUGCACCUCAUACAAGUGAAUCGCCAGAACUUAGCUUUGUACAAUGUCUACGAGAUGAAACAUGAUGGUACAGGGUGGUUCUUGAAGUACGAGGUGAAUUUUGAAGACGUUGUGUUGGCAUUUCCUCACAUAAUUCGAGGUUUUCUCGAGACAACAGAUUUUCAUUACUAUGGCAUGGCUGUGCUAGAUGUUGUAAGGGGAGAUAAAGAAGAGGAUUCAUUCUUGAUUUUGCAUAUUCCUGGAAUGGUUAUACUACGUUACAACUUGGUGGAUAAGUCAUUCUACAAGCUCUGGGAUUUUGACAAUGGAGUUCAUGAUGCAUUUGCUUGGUGUCUGCAUUUUGAUAGAUCAAACACUUACCAGUACAUUGAAUCUACCUAUUGUUGGUAA
Molecule: messenger RNA, 1182 nt
Organism: Solanum verrucosum
Lineage: Eukaryota; Viridiplantae; Streptophyta; Magnoliopsida; Solanales; Solanaceae
Product: F-box protein At5g07610-like
Exons: 1
Coding region: 1-1182 (393 amino acids)
Molecular function (GO): protein binding
Source: RefSeq, a predicted model, not a curated record